GGGUCGGGGCUGGCGGAUCCUGGCUAGGGUCUCUCGCUUGGGGACCUCCCUCCUGGGGACCUCAAAACGGGGGUGCCCCUGCUCUGACAGGUGGACACUGCGGAUGCUGUGGGAAGAACCUUACCAGAUAACAUCCUUUCUGAAUUGUGAAAUGGAAAUGUGUUAUUGAAGGCUAAUAUCCAGUUGAAAAGAACAUUAGUGAGGUCCAGUAGGCGUCCUCUGGAACACUGAAGCAAAGAAAAGUCUUCACACAUCACCCAAAAUGCCGCCCUGUGACUUUACACCUGAAAAAUAUGAGUCCUAUCCUUAUGCCCACAUUCUGGAGGUACAGAAGGAGAAUCUUUCCCCAAUGGCCACCACUUUUUACCAGAAGCCCUUGCUACUCAAUCAGGGUCACAUGCAGUGGCUCUUUGACUUCGAAGGCCGGCGAUACCUUGACUUCUUUGCGGGAAUUGUCACCGUCAGUGUUGGCCACUGCCACCCGAAGGUAAUGGCAGCAGCAAAGAAACAACUUGGACGCUUGUGGCACACGAGCAGCGUCUACCUACAUCCCGCCAUCCAUGAAUAUGCUGAAAAACUCACGGCACAUCUCCCUGGGUCACUUAAGGUCAUUUUUUUGGUCAACAGUGGUUCAGAAGCAAACGAUCUGGCAAUGGUGAUGGCGAGAGUUUAUUCUGGGAACUUUGACAUCAUUUCGUUCAGAGGGGCAUACCAUGGAUGCACCCCGUACUCCGUGGGACUGACCAACAUUGGACAGUACAAGCCAACAAUUGCCAAUGGGUUUGGCUGCCAAAGUACAAUGUGCCCAGAUGUCUUCCGUGGUCAGUGGGGAGGAAGCCACUGCAGAGAUUCUCCUGUGCAAACCAUUAGGAAAUGUAGCUGUGCUCCAGACUGCUGUCAGGCCCGAGAUCGGUACAUUGAGCAGUUCCAAGAGACUCUCAAAGCUUGUUUACCAAGGAAAAUAGCUGGAUUUAUUGCUGAACCAAUUCAGGGGGUAAAUGGGGCCGUCCAGUAUCCCAAGGGAUUUCUGAAAUCAGCCUUCCAGAUGGUGCGAGAGCAGGGCGGAAUCUGCAUUGCGGAUGAAGUGCAGACAGGGUUUGGAAGAAUGGGGAGCCAUUUCUGGGGGUUCCAGACCCAUGACGUCCUCCCUGACAUCAUCACCAUGGCCAAGGGGAUAGGGAACGGCUUUCCCAUGGGGGCCGUCGUGACCACGACAGAGAUUGCCAAUUCUUUGGCUAAAAGUCAACUUCAUUUCAACACCUUUGGCGGGAACCCUAUGGCUUGUACCAUUGGAUCUGCGGUUCUGGAUGCUAUCAGAGAAGACGGCCUGCAGAAAAACAGUGAAGAAGUCGGAACGUAUCUGCUGUUGGAGCUCGCUAAACUGCGGGAUAAAUUUGAGAUUGUUGGAGAUGUUCGUGGCAAAGGCCUCAUGGUAGGGGUGGAAAUGGUGACGGAUCAGGAGAGUCGCCAGCCUCUUCCAGCUAAGGAAAUGAAUGCAAUCCAUGAUGACUGCAAAAACAUGGGGCUUCUAAUUGGCAAAGGGGGACUCUAUGGUCAGACGUUUCGAGUCAAGCCCCCGAUGUGCGUCACUAAGCAAGAUGUAGACUUUGCAGUGGAAGUCUUUCAUGUUGCAUUAUCAAGACACAUGGAAAGAAGAGCCAGCUCGAGAUAGGAGGAUAUUCCAGCCAUCCCCACGCUCCUUCGAGGCUGAGCUUGGGUGGGGGUGGUCGUGUCUCACUGGGGAAAAAAUGAGAACCUAAAUACCUUUCCAAAGAUACCCCAAUGAUUUAACUGCCUCGUUGUGAUCCAUAGACACCGGCCACUCUUUGUGAUCCAAACUUGUAUUGGUCCCUAUCGCGACUGAUCCUCUUACCCCUCUGACAGUAGGCUGAUUCCUCCUUCCAAGAGGAAUCUCCUGGGCCCCAGGACUGCCUACAACUAAGCAAGUGAGGAUGUGGUCAUCUUGUUCCCCAGAAGAAUCCGUUAACUCCCUAAGUGGGGAUGGGGAGGGGGAACAAGGACUUACUUUCAAAGGUGGCUCUUUCAUUCUGAUGCAUCAGAGGUUCUGACCUCUUGUGAGGUUCUAAAAGUUGAUUGAGAGUAGGCCAUGGGAGAGACAAGGUGGCUUGUGGUGACAUGCAGUGUUGAGGUUAUUUAAGGGGACUGUCAGUCAGGUGUUAUUGAACACCACAAAAACCCUAAUUUUGAUCUCUGAGCAUAUUCCUUCCUACCUGUCCUCUCCCUGCCCCUUUUCUCUGCUUCUGCCAUCCUCGCCUCCAAUAGCAAAGAGAACUUUUAGUGCAAUGCUCCACACAUACUGAGUGUACUGAGCAUUGUUUGAUUCUCUGGAUGGGGAGGGGAAAAAGAAGUGAAGAAUUUGAAUUUGUUGGGACACAGAUUAAGUAAAUGGUACCUGAGCCUUAGUGUGUCAAACAGUGGUAGAUACAUUACUUUUUUUUUUCCAUUGGUAUUCCCAGGCUAUUAAUGCUGACGGAACCCUUUUCCCUUAAUUUUUCUUUAACUUGCUAUGAUUAGUUGUUAGGAAGACGCAGAUCGAUCUAGAAGACAAACUAGAAUCUGGGGGUGGAAAGAUUUUAUAUUAGAAUCAAUCAUUUUUGAAUGCUUACUGUGUGCAGAGCUCUAAUCUUAUAGAAAGUCCAAGUUGAUGAAAUAUAUUUAAUGGUUUGGAGGCUUGGUAUUGGUAUUCCUCCCAAACUUAUAAUAAUUAUAGUAUUUAAGUGUUUAUUAUGUGCUAAGCACUCGGGUAGAUACAGGCUAUAACAUCACACCCAGUGCCUGUCCCAGACAGGGUUCGUAAUCUAUUUUUAUCCCCAUUUAAUAGAUGAGAAAACUGAUGCGAAAAAAGGUCAGUUGCCCCAAAUUAGAGAGUAGGCCAAUGCAGAACUGAGAUUUGAGUCUCCUGACUCCCAAUUCUGUGCCCUUUCUUUUAGGCCACAUCACUUUAAUUUUACCCCAUUGUUUUUAACCAGAAAAUUGAGGUAGAAGCUGAUAUAUAAAAUGAGAUGGCUUUUGAUUCUCAUCUGAGACAAAUCCAAAAUCAUGCUUUGGAGCCCAGAAAUACGAACUAGACUUGAAAUUUCUUCCAGUGUUCUUAAUAUAAGGGAAUACAUAUGCCCAUGUUAUGAUUUGUAAUGUCACAAGCCAAUAUAUAGGCUAUAAACAGAUUGAAUAGAGAUUAACUUUGUAUCUAACUUGUUACCCCACUGACGAAGUAUUGGGGCACAAUCAUUUUUAUUAAUACUCUAAUAAUGUUGAUCAAUGAUAAUAAAAAAAUCUUUACAUGGUUGCUUAUA
Molecule: messenger RNA, 3314 nt
Organism: Ornithorhynchus anatinus (platypus)
Lineage: Eukaryota; Metazoa; Chordata; Mammalia; Monotremata; Ornithorhynchidae
Gene: AGXT2
Product: alanine--glyoxylate aminotransferase 2
Exons: 15
Coding region: 263-1672 (469 amino acids)
Biological process (GO): glyoxylate catabolic process
Cellular component (GO): mitochondrion
Molecular function (GO): pyridoxal phosphate binding; L-alanine:glyoxylate transaminase activity
Source: RefSeq, a predicted model, not a curated record